CCCCGAUCGAGAUCGCGAAUUCGUCUUGUAUAAUAGGAAUUAAAUCGCGUGAUUUUUUCGUGAGAGAACUAAUUUCUAAUACACGUUUCUGAGUCCUGGUACUCUGUUUACUUUAUAAUUUGGAAAUUUGAAAAGUGAAAACCAAUUUUUAUGCAGUAAAAUGCAGGAGAGACGUUUUGACAAGAUAGUACAUUGGACGCACAACACUCAGAACAUGAAAUCAAUGAAAACAAAGGCAAAGGCCAAAAAACAUAAUGGCAAAUUUGGAAGAGAUAAAUUUCCUCCCAAAGAAGUUACUCCUAUUAACCCGGACUUGUCGCAAUUGCGCAAACCAAUAGACACAAGUGUGUCGACUUUGUAUCGUGCAAGCAAAGUUUUAGAAAAUGGCAGUGAUGAAGUUAGAUCCAUUUUGGCGUACGAAUGCGAUUUGGUAUAUGAGUGUCGCAUAUGUCGAAGCCUCUUCAGAAGCCUGGUUAACUUCAUCUCGCACAAACGGAUUUAUUGUAAAGAAAAAUUUGAUGUCACAUUUUUUAGAAAUUCGCCAAACGAUCAUGAUGCUAUUCUUGUGAGUAAACCAAUUAUACCAAAACCAGAGAAAAUACACCAAGAAGUUCAUGGAAAUGAUAGGAUCUUAAGAAGUCAAGUUCCUAAAGAAGAGGAAAAGAAGGAUCUGACUUCUGUUGUUAGUAUGUUACAGAAGAAGCAAUCAGAAAGUUUAUGUGCCAAUGUAGAGCAGCCAUACUUUGAAAAUGUACAAUCUAAUUCUCCAGCAAUUUAUCAAACUGUUGAAUCAAUAAUUUCAACUCAAAGUUAUUCAGAUUUAAUGAAGACACAGGUAAAGGAACAAAAAGAUAUGAUAAGCAAACAAACUGCAGUAUUAGGCCCAGAUGGACAAGUUUUACAAUCUAAUCAGGAAUGCAAUGGUAAUAACCGUAAUAAUGGAGAGGGUGAUUAUACUUCUGAAACUGAAGUUGUUUGUUCUACAUGCGGAGCACGAUUUUCAACAAAGAAGACAUUAGCAGUCCAUACGAGAAGAAUGCACACAUCUCAUAAAUUAUGCUAUCUUUGCCCUUGUUGUUCUAAUACAUUUGCAAAUACUUGGAGCGUAUAUCGGCAUCUUUUCAAAGUUCACAGAAAGUCUAAUAAACAAGUGCGAAAACUCAGAUCACAAAUUCAAGAGAAAGCAUUUAUUAAGGAUACGGUUCAAGAGGAUUUGCAAGCACAACAGAAUGCAGAAAAAAGUUUAACAAGUGAAGCGCUUCGAGUUAACGAAACACAGGAAUGGAUGGAUCAGUUAGAAUCUGAUGCAGCAUUACAAAGAUGCGGUGGUUGUGGGAAACGAUUUGAUCGAAAGGCAGCAUUAUCUGCUCACUCGCAGUACUGCCACAAGCGUGUCGCAGCCUAUGAAAGUACAACUAAAAUGAAAAAGAUCAAUAAAAUAUCGCCAGAUCGUAUUAUAAGUGAAACCAUUAUUACUUCCGAAUCUUCGAAUAAUAGCAAUAACGAUGAAAUGUCUAUUCGUGUCGAAGCAGUUGGCAGUCUAAGUAAAGCAGACUGGGAUUUGUUAGGAAAUGAUGAAUCAGUUGCACAGAGUGAAACCAGUGAAAAUGUAACAGUUGUCACGAAUGAAAAAGAGGAAAAAACAAUAAAAUAUAAUCCUUUUCCUGCGAGCGAUGGCUCGGACCCUUUAGAAAUUGUGUACACUAAUAUAAAUAAACAUAAGACUAAUGUUGGAAGUAGGAAAAGAAAAAACAAGGACAGUGCGAGGAAGUUAAUUACCAAUAUAGUUAACGAUGCUACAUACAUACCUGUAGAGGUAGAUGUUGAAAAAGAAACAAGAACCGAAAAAGUGGAUCAUGUACUAGUAAUGGAAACAAAAGUGGCUUCUAUAGUAAAUCUGCAAAAACUGCAGUGCCUUUUAUGUAAACAAAAAUUCACUUCGGUGACUAAUUUAAAAAGACACGCUGCCAUUCACAUAGGUUGGAAUCGUUAUCAGUGUAAACUUUGUGAUUUCAAAUGCUUCGUUAAGUGCGACUGUGUCGCGCAUUGUAAUAAAGUCCACAACGCCCAGAAUAAUCGUAUUACUAUAGAAGAGAUGAUAACGCAGAUUCCAGAUAAUCAAUAUAUACGUGAACAAGAUAUUACAUUAGACGUAAAUAACAUAGAAAAUGAGUUUCAUACUUCCAAAGCUGUGGAAAUUAGUAUCUCUCCAAGGUAUGUCGAACCAGAAGUUCAACUGCAAGAAAAAGCAGUAAAUGAAAUAGAAGCAGAAGUAGAAGAUGAAACAAAAGUAAAAGGAAAAAGUGAAGUGGAAGGAGAAACAAAAGUAGAAGGUGAAGUUGAAGCAGAAGAAGCAAAAGUAGAAGAUAAAGUUGAUGCGGAAGAAGAAGAAAAAGUAGAAGGUGAAAUUGAAGCAGAAGAAGAAGCAAAAGUAGAAAGUGAAGUAGUAGAUAAAAAUUUAGUUACAUUUCAAGAAAUAGUUGAUUUACAUGUAGAAGAUGAAAAUAUUUUCAACAAUGGUACUCAAGGACAGAAUACUCUGGGAUUGGAUCCUGAGCUUAGAAAAAUGGUGAUGGAAGUUAUUUUUGGAUCUUCUGAAACAAAUUCCACAAAAGAAGAAGUAAAAGAAACACCUGAAAAGUCCAAUUUGAAAUUACAAAAUACGGAGGAGAUUGAAACACAAUCUAAAAGCUCUGAUUCGAGGGAAAGUAGCGAUGUUACAUGCUCGCAGGACAAUUCAAAACCCCAACGUCCUAUUCGCAAUAAGAUAAAACCUAUGAAUAAAGAUUUUAUUUAUGAUUUAAAUGGAGUAGUGUUUAGAAAGGAUGGUUUAAUUAUGAGGCCCUUGAAUAAACCACUUAUGAAAAAACCUCUGCUUCAAGAGGAAGAUAAUUUGGAGGACACGGAACAAACGUCCAAACGUUUUAAGAAUGAUGAGAUGCCAAUUCUUUGCGAAAACAGUGUUACAGACAAAUGCGACAUAAAAUUUACCAGAGAACGUUUAAAGAGUAAUGUUACCUUUUCCCAGUGUCAUAGGUAGUUAAAAGUGUAUCAUACAUAAUUCAAUGAAUUGAUCGUGAAAAUAUGGACUUUUAGUAGGUAGUCAUUGUUUAAAAUAAUUACGUAUAUGUAUUGUAAUAUAUAUAUAAUUAUCAUUUAUUGUUAUUAACAAGGUUUUGGAUAUUGCUGAAUAUUAAUGAAUGAUCCUUCAAAAAUAAAUAUCGAUCUGCUUUGGACGAUUCAUUCUAUUA
Messenger RNA from Hylaeus volcanicus, 3251 nucleotides. Its product is annotated as zinc finger protein 800. NCBI's taxonomy places the organism in Eukaryota, Metazoa, Arthropoda, Insecta, Hymenoptera, Colletidae. The record is from RefSeq and is a predicted model, not a curated record.